Phaedon cochleariae (mustard beetle) is the source of this 14676-nucleotide messenger RNA. The record is from the annotation of a GenBank genome assembly. NCBI's taxonomy places the organism in Eukaryota, Metazoa, Arthropoda, Insecta, Coleoptera, Chrysomelidae.
ACAGUUGUGAUUCCGACCAUCAUCCAUACAACACAUUACCGCAAAAUUUCAAACACCGAACGCAACGCGCCAAUUACAAACAUGUAACUGACAAAAUUCAGCUAGCUAUGGCCAGAAAACAUCGGGAUUUUUGCCUGCCGAGAUGAAGACCUACCCCAGUGGACGGACUUUCACGUUUUUUCGUCAAGUUUACCCAGUGCCUCCUUCGAACUUUGUUAAUUUGUGCUGUGUGACAGUUUUAAAACUCAUCUAGUGACUUGGAUUUAUAAAUUAUUCGUUCUGUGCGUGUGCAAAUUAUUCCAUCUAAAAUUUUGGUGUAAUGAAUUGUUUGAAAUGGGUAAUAAGAGUAUUAUCGGAAUCAGUGUGACAAACUUGCCGCCUCGAAAAAAUGGCGGACUGUUCUUACGCGCGUUGUGUUCAACAGAGAAGAAACAUUAGAAGGGAACUACAAAGAUGGACAAAAAACAUGGUACAUAUCGUCGGGUUGGAACGAAUCGCUGAGGAGUUGAUGGGCCGUAGGAAAUGGAAACUGUACCAAGAAUCCAUGUCGAGGAGUUAUCUGCAACCGCUGAACAACAAUAUAAAGAGAACAAACAUACCGGAAAACGACCUAGACCACAAAGAGACCAAACAAAAUCAACAGAAUCGCGAAGAAGCCCCAAUUUCGGGCAUCAGAGAAGAGGCGAGGGAGGGAAAAGGAGAGACGGAAGAGGAAUACCAAAAGGAAAACGAAAAAAGUCGCGCGUCGCCAGAAGAGAGACUGAAAGACUGGCAGCCGGAAAUAACGAAGUGUUACUUUUGUGUCGACGGCAAACUGGAUACUCUGGAUAGUGAUCAAAAUAACCACGGGGUUUUGAGUCCCCGAUUUUCGGACUCGGAUACUUCGGAUAGUCAGAGUGACAGCGAAGUGCCCUCAUCUCUAACACCUACCUCGAAAGGGUUGCUCAACAACAACCACCACCAUCAUCACAGACCCAACGUCAUGACCACCAUCGAGAACGUAUCGAUGGCCGCCCUCGCGGUGGCUGCCCUCUCCGGAGGGGCGGCCAGCCCUGUAGGCGCGCCCACCCCCCACCACCUGCCCUUCUAUGGCCCCGGCGUUCUGGCGCCCAACUGGUACCUCGCCAGCGUUGCCAGGUCGUUCCAGAACGCGUCGGCGGCGGCCAAUGACGUCGACAAGGGCGGCGGGGGCGGCGGUGGGGUUGAGCAGCCGCUCGACCUCAGCAAGGGCGGCAACAGUAAUGGGACGGAACUGAAAGUACCUGUGGGGAACAGCGUCAGGUUGCCGACGCUGGAUACCAAACACAUAUUCAAUUCCGAUUUCAGAGCGAAGCCCAGGAUGUCGGCGGUCGCUGGCAGGCGCACCUACACCGAGGACGAGCUGCAGGCGGCGCUGCGCGACAUCCAGUCGGGCAAACUCGGCACCCGACGUGCGGCGGUGAUAUACGGCAUCCCACGAUCGACGCUGCGCAACAAGGUGUACAAGCUGGCGCUGGAAAGGGAGAGGGAGUCGCACCUCAACAGCUCGACGCCGCUGCGGCUGGACGAGGAGGAGGCCAUGGAGGAGGAGAAGGAACUGUCGGGGGCAGAGGAGGAGAAGGAGGUGGAGAGGGCGCUGCAGGCGCCGCUGCUGUCGAUGGCGGACAUCUUCAGAUUCGCCGGCAGGGAUCAGGCACCACCUGACGCCCUCAAAACCCUCCUCCAGAAGAGCAAAGAAGGCCAAGACGCCUGGACGGGCAUGGACCACAGCGAAGUGGGUCCGUACAUCCAAAACCUGAUCUUGGCCUCUCAGAACAUGCUGGCCAGCCAGAAGCCUCCCGAGGCGGCGGUCAUCAACCACAUGAUCCCGGAGCUCAUGAAACGGAUGAUGGCAGAGGAACAACUCUUGAAGUUACAGAACAACAAUGGAGAUUCCGAUAGGUUGAGCAGGCCCAGUCCUAGCAACUCUGUCAUUAUGAAAGUUGAAAGGCCCAAAUCUGAGUCAGACAUGGAAACGGAUGAUUCCCCCUCCAAUGUGAUACUGAAAAUUCCGUCCUUCAAACCGAUGUCGAGUAAGAAUGGAUGCGAUGUUUUUAGGCCUCAAGGAGAAUCAACAGGCAGCAUGAUCUCUCCGCCCGUCACCUCCGAGUCCUCCUCGCCGCCCAUCCUGCCGCCCGCCUGUAAGCCCGCCCCGCUCGUCGCGCGCGACGUCAAGGACGCGAUCGCGCAGAGCAUCGGCCAGAAGUUCCAGGAGGCGCGCAGGCCGCCCGUGCUGGAGAUGGGCGACUUCGGCCGGGGCGGGUUCACGCCGCCCCUCGGCAUGGUCAAGGUGCAGCAGGACGUGGGCAGGCACUACGCGCAGGCGCAGCGGACGCCGCAGGGGCUGAGCGGUGGUGGGGGUGGGACUGGUUCGGGUUCGGGUACGAGUACUGGAGGGAAAGGAACAAGACCGAAACGCGGCAAGUACCGCAACUACGACCGCGACAGCCUGGUGGAGGCCGUCAGAGCCGUGCAGCGUGGCGAGAUGUCCGUGCACAGGGCGGGCUCCUACUACGGCGUGCCGCACUCGACCCUCGAGUACAAGGUGAAGGAGCGCCAUCUGAUGCGGCCGCGGAAGCGCGACCCGAAGCCCAACCCGGUGGACGAGAAGAUCGCCAGCCUGAAGCAGAAUGACCUGCGGCUAGCCGGAGAUAAGAUGAAGCCGAUGAUGAAGCCGCCCCAGAAGUUCCCGCCGACCUCGCCGAAUGGCAUGAAGCUGCCCAUGUUCGAGCCAGCCAUGACCCCCUUGGGCUACAACGCGCCGCCCUUCCCCUUCUGGCCGCCCCACGGCUUCCCGCACGUGCCGCUCGACUUCGCGGCGGCGGCGGCAGCGGCGGGGCGCAACCCGACGACGCCGCCCUUCGCGCCGCCCGUACCGCCGCCCACGCACGCCGACUUCUUCGCCUCGCAGAUGAUGCAGAAGCUGCAGGAGGAGUCGGCAAGGGCGGUGGGCGGAAAGAGUAAUGCAGGUGGCACCCCCGCGUUGGCCAAGAACGCCCGCCAGAUGGCCGAGUCCCUGCUCGAGGGCCCGGGCGCCACGAGCGGCUCCUUCCUCGACGGCAUCAUCCGCUCCAGCCUGGAGUCCGGCGUGCCUCCCAGCGGGGCCAAGUCGCCCGAGGAGGAGAAGAACGUGUCCCCCGAGCACAUGUCCAACAAGGCGCUGCUGGACCAGCUGUGCAGGAACAGCCGGCUGACGCCGCUGUCGAAGCCCGCCGAGGGGAACAGCAGCGGCGACGAGUCGUGUAGGAGGGGGUCGAGCCCGCUCAACUUCUCGACAAGCGGCAAUUCCCAACACGAAGACAACAACGACGACGACUCGUCGUCCAGAUACGACAAAGACGGCUCUGACGUGCACACCAUUGAACUGUCAAACGACUCGACCGCCUCGUCGGUCGAGAGGAAAACUAACGACGAUGAGGUCGUCCAGAAGCCGAGGAUCUACCUGAAGCAGGACCUCGUCAAGCCGGAGAACCUGAAGCCGGAAAUGCUCGUGCGCUUCCAGAACAUCGCGCCAGACCGCAACGGUCUGAGCUUGAACGAGAGCAGCGCAUCGGAGAAUGACGGUGGCCAAGACUGACAUCGACCUGUCGCCGUGGCGAGGGACAGGUUUUUAUACUGACGUGGAGCGGUCAGGUUAGGUGAAUCCAAUGCCGAAUUUUCUGAGGGUUUGUCAGCGAUAUUCGACAGUAAUCGGUCCUAAUGAGUGAGGAUAAAAAAAGAAAUAUUUGAAGCUGGAUAUAUCGUGUGUCCCAAAUUAGAUCCUCACCAUUGGGAUAUCGGUAACUGUGAGAGAUAGAGAGUCGGUUAAAUUACGAAAGUUCCAGCAAAUUCAAUUGUGAUUCAUUAUCCGUCGAGAAAGCUUGACUAGCUUCAGUUAUUUCUUCAAGAAAGACUGAAAUAUUGUAUUUUCGUUUUUCUCGAAUAUCUCCAAAACUAUUGAUUGUAUAAAAAGAUGACUUCAACAUUAUGAUGGUACUUUUAAGUGAUCUUUUGAACUUUAACUCAAAAAUGUAUGAAGCUCGUCUAGAUUUCUUAACGGAUUCUGAAUCAAGAUUGAGUUUGCUGAAACUUUCGUAAUUUAACCGUCUCUCUCUAUCUUUCAUAGUUACCAAAAUCCCAAUAAUGAGGAUCGCAUUUGGGACAGACUGUGUACAGCUCAGAUGUUCUGAUUAACAAAGUUUUCCUAAAUUUGGACAUAGCACGCCUAUAUCAUUUUUAUAACUCUUUGAUAUACCACAAUAUAAAUAGUACCCUUUACUUGUUUAUUCAUCAAAGUCAAAGAUUCAUUUAUUGUUGAAUGGAUGGAUUGAUGGGUCCAAAACUAGUAGUUUUGAAUUUUGCCGACAUUUUGUUUCUAUUUCAAUAUUGUUUCCUUCACGAAUUUGGCCAGAAAGUAGAUUGGUAAGUAGAUUAUUGAAUUCUGAAAAAAUCCUCAUCAUGAACAAUUGAGACUAAUUCAUAUUCACAUAUGAAAAUGAGUAGUCAUGUAAUGAAUUGAUACACUUUCAAUUUCUCAAUCAAGAUCGAACCUCGCCCUGGCAUGGGGCAGUUGCUCUGGUAUCUCUUCAAAAGUAAGCCACUCGCCCAUAUUUUCAUUUAUAAUAUCACGAGAGCUUCAAUUAUUUCCGGAAAUCUUUUUGAGAACACGAAUUUUCUAAAUAUUCGUAUUCGAGAAAAAAAUUCCCGGAUAUUAAUUGAAGCUAAAGUGGUAUUCAGUAAAACAAUUUCACACUGGAAUAUUAUAUUGCAAGUAUAGCUACAUAAUAUUAUAUGGUGAACUGUGGAUAAAUGAUUUUUAUUUAUUGAUUUAUAGACUGGAAAUAAUCUGUGGUUGAAUGUAAAUGGCAUUUAACCUAUGAAUGUCAAAAAAAAAUACAGUGUAAUUUCAUGCUCCGUCCCCCAAGGAGGUUGAAAAAAUUUCCAAAAAAUGGUAAUGAUACGAAAUACAGGCUUUGAAUUGAUCGAAAAUGUUCAUGCGAAAUUUAUGAAAGGGUCAUUCAUAACUCUAGGGAAUGGAAAAACAAUGAUAAAAGAGAUAAUUCAUCUCAAAUAAUGCGCCUCUAGAAAUUAAAGCAUCAUUUUCUCCAAAGUUAUUCACGGUCAAUCAUUUAAGAGUGCCAAACAGGAUGAUGAAAUUGCUAGUUUGAAUUUGAAGGGUAUUUUGUGAUAUUUAGAUAAUUUUAGGUUAAUCUCGUUUUACUGUUGGAUAUUUAUCAAUUCUUCGAGAAGUUUGAAAUUCGAGUUUAAAAUUUAAAGCAGAUUAUAAGGAUGAUUUUACAAGGGGUUUCCAACAAAAAAAACUACUUGAAUAUCGAAAUUUGCUUUGCUAUGAAUUUGAAAUUCAUCUAUCAGUCACCAUACUGCUGACUUGGAUUCAAUGUCUCCACUUAUACAGUGUGGAGACUAACCGGAAUAAAUUCAUUAGUGGGGAGGUGAAUAUUUUUUCUAAAAAUUCCCGACAUACGUCAAUGAUUUAACGUAGUACUACCUUUUGCAAGCAAUAUCGAGAAUAUAUUCAUGCAGGGGUAGCUGAAACCACCCUCAACAUGAUUUUUUCUGAUGUAACCCUAUGGCUUGUGACCCCUCGAAAGCUGGUGGAAAGAAGAAUACAGCGUACUAGUCAAAUUUUAGUUUUUCAUACGUUUAAAGAUUGCAUGAAACUGAAAUGUAAUUUUGAAAUUCUUUUUUUUUUUUCAACGUAUCUAUCGCUGAAUAUGUGUGUUGAACAAUUGAUGGCAAUUUUUUGCCACUACUGCUAUCUGCUAUUGUAUUCCUGUGUUUCUAUAGAGCCGCAAAAAUAAAUUCAGUUGUUUGCUGUAUUCACAGUUUUAAACGAAGUGUUAUUGCAAACUGGUGGAAAUGCCAUAUCACUGUCACUGAAAGUCGAAAUUUUGAUGAAAAUACGUUGAAAAUAUAUUAAACUUCGGAAUUAUAUUUUCAUUUUUGCGACCCCCAAACGUACUGCUAACUGAAAUGUAUAAUCAGUACCCUAGAUUCCUCUUUCAACCAGCUUUCCAAUGAGGGGUCGCAAGCACUAGGGUUGCAUAUGAAAAAAACAUGUCUGGGUUGAUUCCAACUACCCGUGAUGGGUUAUAUUCUCCAUAUUGCUCGCCAAAUGUAGGUAAAUUCAUUCAAACGUUCACGUGUCUUGCUAAUUUUCAGAAAAAUAAUUCACUCCUUCAGUAGCGAAUUCAUUCCAGUUAAAGUAUCCAUCCUCUACAGAUACUAUCAUGUACUAUGAAGUAAUAUAUUGGGAUUCCUGUUAGUAUUUUUGCAAAACAGAACUAUGGGAGCCCUGGAAUACUUGGUAAGAUCUAGCUAAUCGUUGAAUAUUGGGUCAAUAACAGUUGAUGGGAUGCUCAGAUCAUAUAUAUCAUAUACCACGGGACCAAAGUGAUCCAUUGAAUCCCGCAAGUGGUUUGCUUUGGAACAACCAUCCAAAAGAUUGGAACACUUAGGCUCACAUUUCACUUCAGGUCCAUGGAAUUAAAUAGGUCAUUUUGGCCACUGUUAGGAGGGACAAAGAAACAUACCUUUAGUUCCACGGUUUAUAAAAAUAUGACACCCACCCUAAAAUUAUACCUAUUCGCGGUCGCCAAGGUCAUUAGAUGACAUUGAAAACUACGGGAAAACAUGUCUAACUUUCAGUCCAUGCCAAGAGUUAGGGUGAUUACCCGUACAUUUCAAUGUCAUCGGUACGUCAUCUAAUGGCCACCGAGAAUACUCUUUUUUUUUUCCUUUCUUUUUCUUACCUACCAUUAUUUACCUCGUUUUCAAUAAUGAAAUCGAUAAUUUCCACCUAAAGCAACACAGUGAAUAGAGACUAAGUAAUUGUAAUAGGUUGAACGAACUUCUUGGGAAAAGUUGAAAAGGGAACAGAAAUUCUGGCAAUACGCGGUUAGGUAUUCACUUUCUGCUUUUGGCUUGUACAUCGAAGACGCCUAACCCUAUAUUCUAUUAUAUAGGGUUAGCUAUAUUCUAUUUUCACCAAUGAGAAAAAAUAUGCAGAAGUUGGAAGUAGACACAAGCAAUUUUCACAGCUCUCAUAAGGAAUUGAACAGAAUGAUCCUUUUAUUGUGUGUUGAAAUUUACACAAAAAUUGUUUUCCUGAUAUGUUCUUGUGAUCUAAAAAUAUCACAGAUUCAGAAAAAAGAUGUUCCAUGCUUUUAUAGUGAUCACCCUAUAAAACUUCUACAGAUUUGGAAAUAUUGCUUUUUUAUGGAGAUUUAAGUUUUGUUUACAGUUUCACAUUAGCAUUCCAAGUAUACUGGAUACACCAGAGAAGCACAUUUCGAAAUAGUUUACUUAUAUUUUGUUUUAUCCAUCUACCAAAAUUUUUUACAUACCCUGUAUUAAUGAAAUGCUACAAAGUGCAAAACCUCCUUUGCGAGUGAUUCUAUUAAAUUAGAUGUCAAAGUCAAAUUGUUCAAUAAGAUGAAGAUUUGAGAACAUAUUGUGGAAAUGUGUUUAUUCACUAUCAUUGUUUUCAUAAAAUUCUACUCUGAGAUAUCUGCAUAAAAUACAUAUUUCCAAUCAUUCAAAAUGAUUUGAAAUUGAAAUAAGAAUGAAACGAGCCCUGUAAGUUCUGAAUGAAUAAGUUAGUAGAUGUAAAAACAAAUUUAUUGAAAGUUAUUGAAAGAAAAAAAAAGAUUUCCAAUGAGAGCUUGGAAGUCAAUUCUCUAUGGAUAUUUCAGCUUGGAUAUUAUGAGAAAUAUACUAUAAAAAUGAUAUAUUAGGAAAACUUUGAAUGCUACUCUCCCUUAUUACCUAAGAGUGAUAUAACCUGGAUUGAAAAAUUACAUAUGAGUUGUCAUAUGAACCCUAGAAAAUUUUGCGUUUGAUUCAUUCAUUGAUCGAUUGUGGUUGUAAGUCAGCUCGAUAUGACGGUGAUUGUUGAUAAUUUAUUAUUUUUCUGUUGAUUAUAUUCGGUUUUGUAGUGUAGUGGUUUGGUAAGCAUCAAAGCAGUCUGCUGUAUAGUAAAUGUCUUUCGACUUUGGAAAUAUAUUGAGGUCGCCGCUGUUGUAUGGAACGGACGAAUUUGUAAUGUAAAAAAAAAUGUCAGAAAAACUACUUCACCUAUUUUGGUUAAAUAACAAUUAUCCAUGUUAUGAGAACCAUUCAAAAACACUUAAUAUUUAUAUCAUACAUACAGUCCUCUUUUUGAUAGUUUUUGGUAACCUCAUAUUCAAACACAAUGUAGGUACAUACCUACUCAAAGAAGCACCAUUCAGAAAAUAAGCAUUUAGUCAACUAUCUUGCCUUUUUUUGGAAUUGUUUUUGUAUUUAGAGAAUUCAAUCAGUCAUUGAAGCUUUGCUUAUCUACAUAAUAUGUAAAUGGUUAAAAUCCUCUUUCUGGUGCAUUUUCAGUUCAAAAUACAACAGAAUAUAGCCAAUUUCAUUUAAAAUAUUCAACAAGAAUAAUUCAUGGUUGGAUGAAUCUUUGAAACAAACACUCAAAUUUUCAGAUAUCAUCGCCAAACAUCUAUACUAUAUACAAGUAGUUUUUCUGAACCACUAAGUGAUCUAUUUUUCCUGAUUUUAUAUAAUGAGGCUGUUCCAUGCUGUAAAUGUUAAUUGUUUGAUGUAUUUGGCAUGUACCAAAAAUGAAACCCAUUUAUCAUAAAUUUAAUGUACUCUCUAUGUGUCUUCAUCGUCGCGUAUACCUCAACUUGUAUAAAAACUACACGAUGCGUGUUUAAAUACAUUUUUCAACUGCUUUGAUGGAAGGAAUGGUUAUAUUAGAUAUAUCGAAAACCCUUGGGGAUAUUCCCACAAUUGAAAAAUUAUAUCUAUCUGUGAUUUAAUCAAAAUUUUUGAUGUAUAUUUUCUCUAAAAAUAUCUUAAAUAUUAUUAUAUAAAAUUAAAAACAAUUAGACAUAGUUGAUAUAAAUAUUUGAAUUCUGAAACAACUGGAAAAUUGAUUAUCAAGAAAAACUACUUUGAUAAUAUCGGUUUUCCAAGUGAUAUUUUUUGUUUUUCGUUUUUAUUUCAUAUAACAAUGAAGUGCAAUUAGAUGGUAUAUAUACAUAUUAUAUAUAUAUUUACAUCAAUAUUAAGUAGUAAAUAAGAUAUAUUGAUAUAUUAUAUAUUUGAAAAUGGAAGCUAUUUUGUUUGAGAGAAAAAAGAUUGACUCCAGGUAGAGUUUACAAUUGCUUCAUCCCCCUAUUUCAACAACCGUCAGAUAACUACAAUCAACCAUAAACCAACCGAUACCGACAGUUAAAAUGGUAGCCAACUAUACAAACACUAUUGAACCAUUUCGUAUAUCCACUAUUACAAAUCCAUUAGGAAUGAAAAAUACAAUCUUCAUUCUACAUUAAAUGUAUUUGAAUUGAUUAUAAUUCCUAUAUUUCCAACAAGAUACUCUUCAGAGAGUUCUAAACGAUAGGAGAACUUCAAUAUACUCCACUGUACUAUCUUCAAUAACCAAAUUUAUGGAUUUCCAAUGAUUCCUAUGUUGUGUAGGUACUCAUAUUGCUUUACAUUAAUGAUGUCUGUAUGGAUCAGAAAAUCUAUAAAUAUUGUCUUUUCCUAAUCAGUUCAUGAUAAGUACUUAUAGAUUAUUCAAUAAAUAUUUAGAAGUGGUAUAAUUUUUGCCCCACUAGAUAGAUCAUGUAGUAUCGUUCCUGCUGCAGUAUUCACCAGAUUUCAGUAUUCAUUCGUCGCAAUGAUUUGCUUAUGGAAGAAUGUUGGAGAGAAUUAUUAGUCAAAUCAAGGAUAGUCCAGUGUUCAGGAGGUCUUAUCAUGGCUCAGCAACAGUAACCACUUGAGACAAACAAGAGAAUGUCGGGAAUAUUAAAUUUGUAUAUGCAUUAAAUAUUCACUUCUUGCCAUGUUGUAUAUUUUUGGUACAAAUAACCAAAAUUUCGUGUAUUUGUCUCAAGUGGUUCCGGAAAAAUUGGCUCAUGGUAAGAUGAUCUAAACUGGUAUCAUGUUGAUGCCAAAAUGAGUAACCAACCUAACCUAAGGCAAUCUUAGGUUAGAAAGAAAUGAUAGCCUCACGAAUCAACAAAAAUAUCGUAUUCCAUUAUAAGUAUUACCCAUUUUCCCAAUCUGUAUGAUUAAAGUCCUUGUAUUUUGAAUACAAUCAAUAUAUUUUUUCAAUAUACCCGACGGUUAUACGAUUCUGGUUCGAAUAGUGUUUUCAUAGUUAGGUACCACCCGAACCAAAUCAGAUUUUACAGCAAAAACACAUAUUUAAGUUGGACCAAUAAAUGCAGUAUGUUGUAUAUAAUGUGGGUAUGCUUUACAAACAUAUCGUUUGAGAUCGCCACCCAGUCCCAUUUUGUUCUAAAACCAGUGAAUAGUUUUAGCUGAUGCCAGAAUCAAAAUGAACAACUCGGGACUGAGGGGUGCCUUCAAAACCAAACAUUCCAACCAUAUAUGUGCCAGAUUUUUUAUUCGCCACAAAUGAAUUAUAAAGAGAUUUGUGAUCUCGGCCAGCGGCCACUUAGAUCAUCGGAAUGCAUCUUUUUUUUUCAAAAUGGAAAAAUGUUAAGUUUUCGAAGCUGAGAGCUUCCCCUCGUAGUUCUAAGGUUUUAAAAACACUGUUUUGGAUGUUUGUGUGUCUCACGUUUUGCGCUUGCAAUGCAACAGCAUAACAGCUCAAUUCUCGAAAACUAACUUAACUUGACGUGAAUAUAACCUCACUUUUUACCUCUUAAUAAUCAAACUACUCGCCAAAUUGUAUGUUCAAAUUCAGAUAGAGGUUAGGCUGGUUUUGGAGCUGAGCAAACAAAAACAUAUUCUGGCUUAUAGUAUAACAAUGUACCAAAAAUAUAUUUCAGAUAAUGCAAGUGUGCCACCGAUUCUGUGCAAUUUUUUCUAUAUGUAGUGUUAAAAAACAAAACAUUAUUUUUUAAUGUGAUAAUUUGUUAUGAAGACACCUCCUUUUCUCAACACUAUUCCGUUUUUGUAUAAGUGCGGUCCAAAUGUUAAAGUCAACAGUGUAAAAUAACCUUAAAAGUAUACGCGUAAAGUACGAUAUUUUUUAAUGUUGGAAAAUCUCUUUGAUGAGUUGCUUCUGAAGCAAGAAUCAUGAUAAAGCAAAAUAUUGUGUUCUAGAAUUGUUAUUGAAUAUUUGUAUGAGAUACAAACUUCUUUAUUAUGUUUAGUCAAGAUAUUAAUUUGUACAUUGUUGGAUUUUCCUUACUGUUUUUUUUUUAUUAUUAUGAAGACUAGUUCAUUUUGGUAAUGCCUGAUAAAUUAGUUAAUUUAUAUUGUCUUUUAUUAUUUUUUGUUGAAUAUGUGUUAGUAGUAGUUCUAGGAUGAUGAGAUCAUAAUAUAUUUAUUUGGCAUUACUUGAGAUGACCUAAUCUAUUUAGGUACCUACUUUUAAUAUUCCCAUAUUUUUUCUACAAUUUCAUUGCACCCAAGUGUCAGUAUUUUCAUUAAAAAAUGGACCAAGGUCUUAUUAUAUGUAUCAUUCCAGAAUUUAACUCUUUUCACAACCAUAAGACUUUAAUUCCUAAAUAUUUUUUUACAUACACACAUAAUUAUAAUGAUUUUUAUAUCAGACGUAUUUGUUAAAUAUUUUUUAGUUACAAGCUAGGGACAUAAGAUUUUAUCCUAAGUUUUCGCUUUAAAUAUCGUGUAUAUAGAACUCUUCAGCACACGUGAAUGUUGUGUGCUAGCUGAUAUUGAAAAGUUGAAACCUCUGAACAAGUUUAGUUUGUUCAUAAACAGUUUUUUCUUUACAGCAAACCCAUAAUCAGCAAUAGUACAUACAAUUUCCCCACAUUUAACCACAUUGAAGACAAAGCAUAAUUUUGAACAGUUGAUAUGUUUAUGUAGAGUUGUGUUGUUUUUGUGUUGCUAUAUUUUUGGAAUUUUAUCUCAUGGGUGGAUGGUUUUAGUCGUUUUCACCAACUUUUAAUGCAUUUGAGUUAUGCAGACAAUGCCAAAUUCUGACUGGAAUGUGCAUCCUCUAUCAUAUUGUCUCUCAUUCAUUAGUGACACGUUUUAGUUCUAUUUCCGAAAACAUAAUUAUCGGAAAAAUGUUCAAUGAAUUUUAACGAAGGAUUUUCAAUGUAUCAUUCUAUUUCCAGCCACUAUAUAUUUUUACCCUUCACUAUUCUCGUUGUUUCUCUUUGGAUAUUUUCACCUCACAUUUCCAAGUGUUUCCGGUAAUGAUGAGUUUAUAAACUCAACUAUACCAUGAAUUGAAUAUUAACAAAGUUGAAUAUAUGUAAAUGUCAUCAGGUAAAUAGAUUCAUAUAUUUUCAUGACAUUUAAAUUCACAACCAAGAAGUUGACUCGUUCAUCUUUUGAACUAACUGAGGGUAUCUCAAAUGUGUAUAAUUUUUUAUACACAUAGAUGAAUUUAAAUAAUAUUGUGAGAUUUUCUCUAACACCUGUUUCAAGUAUAGAGCAUCAUUAAAUUUUUCAGAACACCACAACUAUGUCCAAAAAAAUGUUGAAUUUCUCAGUUUUUAUAGUUGAUGAAUAAACCUUUUCUUAUUGUUUUACUAUAUAUCUCUUUGGUGUCCUCAAAACAGAACGUGUCCCAUAAUAUUCUCAUAAUGUAUUUAGAUAUUCAAAUAGAAUCACAUAGGAAUGUCUCUUUCAUCUAUUUCCUUUUCAAAAGUUUAAUAAAACAAGAUUGAUUUUCAAUUAUUACAGGGAAAUAAAAAAAGAAUUUGGUGCACUGUAUUUUUGACGACGCUGUUCGAAUUUGUACGAUUCAAUCAAUUUGUGAAUGCCAAGUUUUAGCUUAUUAUUUUCAAUUAUUAUGUUGCAACUGUUGAGUUUUACAGGAACAAGAUAACUCUAUGUUGAUAUCUAUAAAAAGAUCAGCAAAAAUAGAUACUAAAGCUAGCAAUCACGAUCCCUAUCUCUAAUUGCCCUUUUCCCUAUCAAUGGAAACGACACUUUUAAACACCCAGUUCCAGCUGUAGAUUUUUUGACAUACAGAGUGUAUACUUAAAUAGUUGGUAGUUAUUAUAUGUCAAACUUUGACACUUACAGUACAAGGUUAGGUUUAAAUACCCACUAUACAGGAAGAUCACGAAAACUGGAAUUCCGUAAUUCAUCUAGAAUUUUCCAAUCAGAAAUAUACCAGUUGAGGAGCAUUCUCCAGAACUCAGAAAUUUCAUUGGAAAAUGAGAAGACGAAUUUAGAAGCACCGAUUUUCGUAUUUACCCGGUGUAGUUUUUUUGUAAAUGAGAACACUAAUACAAGGUGACGGCACUUAACUAAUGUAGUCUAAGAAACUUUACUUAGUAUAUAAUAGUAUGUGUAGCUUAAAUUUUUCCCCUCCCACACCCCAUCAAGCUUGUCUUCAUUGUGGUAGCAAAAUACAGUUCAAACAGGAAUAUCAUGGCAUAUUUAAAAACGCGUAACAAAAUUUUUCAAUAACUUUGGCGGUAAUAUAACAAAUACACCAUGUUUUUUUUUAAAUCAAGCAUUUUCUGUCAGAUGAACGGUUAUAAUGAUAUUAAUUUAUUUUCUUAUAAUCAAAUGAGUGAGAAACAUCAGAUGCGCAUGUAUGUGAAAAAUAAUAUAUUUUUCAAAGCAUUUAGAAUCAUUUUCAAAUUGAUUUCCAAAGCCUAAUUUACAAUGUUAAUAUAUUCGAAAGUUUAUUUAUUGAUGAGAAGUAGUAUAGCUGAAUGAAACUAAGAAAACACAAUUAAUUAGAAGAAAAUGCACUAACACCAAAAAGUGUCUUCUCACUGAAAUGAAAAUUAUUUGUAAAGAUUUGUACCUGUUUGAGGUGCAUGAUUUAUUUGAAAUCAAUUUAAUUUGUCUAGUCGAACUUAUGUGAAAUUGUGCUUAAAUUGGUAGGAAGAAUUAUUAAAGAAUAAACAUUAAAAAUGUGAUUGGUAGAAAAUCGAUGAAGACUGAAAAAUACUUUAGAAGUAUGCAAAAAAUAUGGUUACUUAAGAAAAUAAUUUUGAGAACACAAUUUUGAAAUAUGCCAUAAUUAUAAAAAAAAAAUUUUUUUCGUUGAAUUAUACACUGGGACCAAAAAAUAACAAUUCAUAUCCGAAAUAUCAAAACACGAUAUCAUAAAAUGUUGAUAUUGAUUCACCAUAUUAUUUCCUUAAUAUUCAACAUUGGUACAUUUUUAUUGCAUAAAGUUUGUUGGAUGAUUCUGAUUUCGAAACUUUAAAUAUUCCAUUAUUUGACAAUAUGUUAGGUUAACAAUUCUGUUCCAUACACAAAAAUUGUUUCUAUCGAAAUUGAAACAAUUUUUGUGUUCAAAAUGAACCUGAUAAAAAUAUUAGAGAGUUUGUUGCGUUUUAUGACAUCACUCAAGUAUUUUUAGCAGGAUAUUGUCUCACAAAAAAUGUGACUAUAAAUGCCUUUUAGCGUGAAUAUAUUAUAUCAAAUUGUUGUAUUUUGUAUGUAAGGGAAAAAUGUUGGACAAUUCGAUUCACUCAUAUAAUUCGGCAAUCAAGUCCAAAAUUAUUCCCGAAAUACAACACAUUCUUGUUCGUAAAAUAUCUGUGACUUGUAAAUCAUGUUUUAUUAUUAUGAAGUUAGAUGUUUGAACAAUUGCUUUGUGGGAAAUUGUUAUUUUCAGAAAAUAUUUUAAAACCACAAAAAUACAAAAAAAUACCAUACACAUUGUAUAUUUAUAAUGUAAUUCUGAAGUAUACCAGUAUUUAUUAUACUGUGGAGUACAUGAAAAUGUUGAGGAUUGUUUAAUUGCUUCAC